Messenger RNA from Amoebophrya sp. A120, 4110 nucleotides. The record is from the annotation of a GenBank genome assembly. Lineage: Eukaryota; Dinophyceae; Syndiniales; Amoebophryaceae.
AUGAGCCCACCCGCUUCCGUGUCUCCCCUUGGUGACCAGCACGAAGACGGCACGACUGCGGGCAAGGUUCAAAUUUCCUCUUCUCUCCAAAACAAGAUGACAGCUUUCGUUCCAGCAACGGCAAGCGCGCCCUCACCAGGUAAUUGUUUUUUCAUUUUGAUCUUCUGCCGCUACAUUCUUGUCAUUCUUCUUCUUUGUUUCACAGCAACUUUCAAUGAAAACACUGCUCUGUCUGCGAUGUUGCAGUGACGAAGUGCAAAUAUCUACUCAAGAGACUUCUGACGCAAGACACCUGUAGUUCUGCAUCAAACCUGUAUAAUAUUGAAAAAUCAUUGCAUCAAACCACAGGCGCGUUUGGCAUGGCGGCAGGGGGCGCGACGAGCUUCGCCCCGGGCAUCCAGCAAGCACCCUACCAGACCAUGCAAACGUACAUGGUCCGUGCGAAGAUGGAAUUCCAGCGGCGGGGCGUAACCGACGUGAAUCUUGAUCAGUAUCUCAACAAUUUGCAGUGGGCGUUUGGCGCCGAAAUCUUCAAGCGCGACUGGCAGCUCGUUGACCUUCCGACCGAGGACCAAGUCCGCAGGAACGAGCCGGUCAAGCUGCAGGAUUCCAGUCUGCUGAUCCCCCCGUGUCCCGCAGCACAGCCGAAAGCGGCCGGGCGGGCGCUGGGGGCGCAACAGGUGCCGAACGCCGCCAGCGCCGCGUCCACGAAUGGUGCGGAUACUGCCACGCCCACAGGCGCCAGCAGCACGGCCACGGGGCCGGAUGGCGACCAAGCGGGCAGCAGCGGUGACUCUGGCAAUGUAACAAACGUAGGCAUGAAUCAGGUACCCCCACCGCCACCGCCACCACCACCAGCAAAUGGCGCCACGCCGUCUGCUUCACCUCCGCAACCGCAGGCAUCUAAUCCCCUUAUGAACAGCCUGGCUGGUGCGCCCGCGACAGCACUGACGCCACAACAAAUGAUGCUGGUGUACCAGCAGCAGAUGAUGGCUUUGCGGCAACGAGAGAUGCAGAUUAUGCAGCAGAACGCCAUGAAUCCAGCCAUGAUGAGCUCUAUGAUGAUGAACUCCCAAAUGGGCGUUGCAUCCGGCGGCUACAAUAAUAACAUGUGGGGUGGCCAGCAGCGUGCUGGGCCGUACUCUAACAACUACGGCGGCAACAACGCCAUGACCGCAAAAGCAGCUGCUAUGGGCGGCGCCGGGGCCUUCAAUCUAAAGGCGCUUCCUGGAGGUGCGCAAUCAAAGACCGGCAUCACCAGUCGUGUGGUGCCUGCUUCGCAAUUUCCGCUCCGACCGGUGCUUCCAAAGGCCGGCAUGACCGCAAAUUCGAGCAUGGGCGGCUUUUCCGGGGGAAUGCGGUUCGGAAAAGCAGGUGCGCCCGUGCUACCAGUGAGCACGGGCAAAGCCGCCGGCAUGAUUCUGAACCCGAUGCUGAAACACAGCAGCCGCACGCACUCUUCCGACAGUCGCGGGGGGCGAUCACGAUCGCGAAGCCGUAGCCGCGGUCGCGGCAGAGGACGGGGCCGCCGCUACUCAUCGCGCGACCGCGACGGGCGCGGCAGGGGCAAUAACAAGAAGCCGGGCUCCCAGCCCAGCAACCGUGGCAGCGAGGAGUGGCGACAGUGGGUCAAAGACGAAUUCAAGGGACUGAUGUGGGAAAAAGGGGGUCCCAGUGCCGCAAACGUCUCCUCCGACGUCAUUCAGCACUUUCAGAAAACUCACGGCGUCAAUGCGAAGCUCGUCAAAGACGUACUCGGCGUCCCGCCGGGCAAGUACGUGGGGCAGCUGAAGCUGCAGGCUCUGGGCAAGCGCAACCUGAUCGACGGCUCGCUCACCGUCGACGAAGUCAUGGAAGGCGCCGCGGCAAACAGUUACAACAACGGCAAUAGCUACAACUCCAACAGUAACAUCUGGGGUUGGGACGAUCCCGCCGCGGCCCGGCGCAAGAAAGAGCGGGAGGACCGGUUCAAGGGAUCCUCCACCUCAAACGCCGCUAGCAUUUUGAAGGAGUUCGAGUUGAACUGGGACGACGAUGACAUGCCCUUGCGGCUGCAGUUAGACGACGAGAAGCCGCUUCUCGGCGAGCUCGACGCGCUGUGCAGCGAGAAGGAAAUUCUGGACCGCGAGACGACACGGCAGCUGGACCGGUUCGAGGUCAAACCUACCAGACGCGCGUCCGCGGGGGGAACCAGCACACUGCUGUCGCCACCCGCCGCAGCCAAUGGCGACAAGGCGCCGGUGGCGGAUCGGUCGUUGUGCGUGAAAAAGUACCAGCGCUCGUCGGCAGACAAGCAAUACUCGCCCAAGGACAUCCGCACGCUGGCUGCCUGCUUUCGCAGCGUCGAGUACCUGUUCAAAGAGGUCAUCGAUCUGGACACCAGAACGAGGCCGACAAAAUUCGUCUUCACAGAGCUGGUACACUUUCUCAAAAUUGAAGUCAUUUUGAUGUGUAUCAACGACUAGCACGAUUUUUGCAUGGGUUUGUUCUCUUGCUAGAUCAGUACUAGUGCGAUCAUUUUCUUCAUCUUGUAGCAAAUGCAAUAAAGUCUUGCUCAAUAGUAGACCGCGAACCGCGGUCGAUUCCUGUUCCAGACCGCUACAUAACCUUCACCACCAAAAAAACUGCCAGGUUCCCUACAUCCAAAUCUACUCCUUCAUUCGCGACCGCAUCCGCGCCGUGCGGGUGGAUCUGCAUGUCCAGCAACCGUUGUCCACCGUGUCCAAGGAAUACAUCAAGACACACGAAGCGGCCUUCCGCUUUGAGCUGUUGAGCAACUUCAUCAUCAAGGCGGACUACGUCGCGAACCUGUUCAGCGACAAGAAGGGCAUGGAGAAGUACGACGAGAAGAUGGCGCAGAAGGCCAUUUCGCAGACGGUCGAGCCGCUGCUGUUCGCGUACAAGAAGGCCCGCGAGGAAACCGAAGAGAACAAGAAAAAAGCGGAUGAGAAACUCAAAGGCAAGAACCUCGCGGCCACGACGAAACCGAACACGAAGGAGCAGUAUAACAAAGAGGACGAUCUGCCCAAGAUCGACCCCUAUAUCUCGCCGUUCGAAGCCAACAUUCGGCGGUACGUGAUCUUGAUGCAAUUGAGCAACAGCGAACAGGUGCAGGGACAAUUGCAGCGGCUGGACCUCGCCGCGAUGAGCGACCUCCGCGUCCAGGAGGCGCUCGACCUCUACAAGUGCUACCAGAGCGGGAACUGCGCUGCCUUCUUUGACUUCUAUCGGACCUGUGAUUUUCUGUCCGCAGUGAGCCUCGGAAACUUGGUACGCUCUCUUGAUACGUUUUCAAGGAAGACGAUUUUCGUGCGACAAGUUUUUUCAUUCUUGCUUCACUUUUAGAUAGAAUUCUUUGUCUCAGGAUCAGUGCAGCUCGUCAGGUAUUGGUAGUCGUCGAGUCUGAAUUCUUGCACUAUUUUGCAACAAAACCGCCAAAAAAAUCUUUCUAUCACGAUCUUCAACCUUCUCCCACCACAGGUCGACGUGAUGCGGUAUCGCCAGAUGGUGUGCCUCGUGAAGAGCAUCCACCCAACGAUGGGCGACCAAGUUCCGCUUGCUGCCAUGAUGGACACAUUGUGUUUCUGCGACCCCUUUCAAGCCACAGAGUUCCUCGAAUUCGUCGGGUGCGUUGUGAAAAACGUGUCCCCCACGUCCCCUCGCCUCGCACAAGCUGCCAAGGCGCUGGGCAAGAGAGCCGCGUCCGUCCCCCAGAUGGUGCAUCUACCGGGCCGGGAGGCGGUGAUAAAGCACAAAAUGCUGCUGCAGCCUGGCGCUACCCCGGCGCUGCCGGAGGCCUUGCACAAAACCAAGGACGAAAUCUUGCAGGCAUUGAAGCCCUACUACAAGCGGGUAGGGGCGCGAGACUCCAUGGUCAUCGAUAAGUACGACCGCUUGAUUGCUUCCAACCUAACACGAGCCGACAUCAUCUUCGGCCGCACGGAUUUGACAAUUGAGGGCAAGCGCCGCGCUAACCGCGAGCGCAUGGAGGCACGCGAGCGCGCACUGCUCGAAGAAAAGAGCCAAAGAAAAAACGGAGAGGCGACCAGCUUUCUUCCUAGUCCCACGCCGGCCUCCUCUUCUUCCCCAGAUAGCGACAAGUCCUCUUAA